AUGGCGGGAGAAGAAGCGCUUGUGUUUACAACACURCUUUUAACAUUUGCUUUAUUCUUGAGAAAGCGAAAUCGAUUUCUUCGCAAUCUGAGGUUAGCUGCUUUGCAAAGAAGAAGAAGACGUCAAUUAUCAAUUCUUCUGACAAAUCAACUCCAAAAUAGAGGAGUUCGUAAUCGCAGACGACCAAGAGCAUGGGUCUACACUCGUCCUCAAUUCUGGUUUGAACAACUUCUAAACGGCCAGAAUCAAGAUCAUAUUUGGCGGGAACACUUCAGAAUUAACAGAAACACGUUUAAUUUCAUUUGUGGUAUUGUCGGUCCAGAUAUGAGCAAGCAGGACACAAUUUUUCGUCAAGCAAUAUCAGUAGAGAAGCGAGUAGCAAUUGCUUUAUGGCGGCUAGCUACUGGCAACUCUUAUAGAACGAUAGGACAAACAUGUGGAAUUGGACGUGCCACGGCAAUGAAAAUCAAGGAUUCAUUCUGCUCUGCCCUCAUGCGUAGAGCCAAUGAUUUUAUCAAGUUUCCAAAAACAGAGGAAGAGACAAGAAAAUGUAUCCAGGKGUUCCAAAACAUCAGCACAUUUCCACAAGUUGUCGGUGCUCUUGAUGGAUCGCAUAUCCCAAUAGCCACUCCAAGGGAAAACCCAAACGCGUAUUACAACAGAAAGCCAUUUCACAGUAUUAUUCUGCAAGGAGUUGCCGAUAGCAAUAAGAAAUUCUUACAUGUCAGCACUGGGUAUGCGGGAAGCAUCCAUGAUGCAAGAGUCUUAAGAAUGAGCUCCCUCUACACUGCAGUUGAACAUAAUUCCAUUUUAAACACCCCCUCGAACAGAAUUGCAGGUAGAGAAGUAAAACCUCUAUUAGUUGCCGAUCCAGCCUACAAACUGACUACUUGGUGCAUGAAGCCAUACCCAGAGGCAAGAGGGAUCACGGCGAGACAAACAGCUUUUAAUAGAUCACUUAGUAGUGCCAGGGUUGUGAUUGAGCAAGCUUUUGGUCUUUUAAAAGGGAGAUGGAGAUGCCUUCUAGAUAAUCUUGACGAAUCUGAGGAGAAGGCUGCUUACACCAUCACCGCCUGUUGCAUUUUAUAUAACAUAUGUUUAGAUGUAGAUGAUGACACGGAAGUUAACAUUGUGAAUGAUGGAAAUGGCAAUCAAGCUAACCCACUCCCAGGCCAUGUCAUAAAUCAAGAUGGAGCAGGUCUAAGAAAUCAUAUAAAAAAUGCUUUAUUUUGA
This is a messenger RNA of Actinia tenebrosa (Australian red waratah sea anemone), 1233 nucleotides long. Its product is annotated as protein ALP1-like. The record is from RefSeq and is a predicted model, not a curated record. Lineage: Eukaryota; Metazoa; Cnidaria; Anthozoa; Actiniaria; Actiniidae.